ACUGGUUCCUCCCCUCUCAACUGCUCUGGUUCCUAUAAAAACCUCACAGCGUUCCACUAACAUCCUGUAGGAGCCUCUCUCCCUACUGCUGCUACACACAACCCUGCCACUGACCUGCAGGACGAGACCAUGAAGAGCCUGGUCUUUCUCGCCAUCCUGGCUGCCUUAGCGGUGGUAACUUUGUGUUAUGAAUCUCAUGAAAGCAUGGAAUCUUAUGAACUUAAUCCCUUCAUUAACAGGAGAAAUGCGAAUACUUUCAUAUCUCCUCAGCAGAGAUGGAGAGCUAAAGUCCACGAGAGGAUCCGAGAACGCUCUAAGUCUGCCCAUGAGCUCAAUCGGGAAGCCUGUGAUGACUACAAGCUUUGUGAACGCUACGCCAUGGUUUAUGGAUACAAUGCUGCCUAUAAUCGCUACUUCAGGCAGCGUCGAGGGGCUGAAUGAGAUUGAGGGAAGAAAAAAAAAUCCCUUUUUUUCCAGAAGCUGGCACCUGAUUUUGUAUCCCCUUGUAGAAGCAUUACUGAAAUACAUAGACUCAUAUACGAUGCUUGUUUCCUGUAUAUUCUCUUGUCUGGCUGCACCCCUUUUUCCCGCCCCCCAGAUUGAUAAGUAAUGAAAGUACACUGUGGUGAGGGUCAAAGGAAAGUGAAUGUUCCAUAAUAAACUCCUGGUGUGAUACUUUCA
Sapajus apella (tufted capuchin) is the source of this 681-nucleotide messenger RNA. RefSeq names its product matrix Gla protein (gene MGP). The transcript has 4 exons. NCBI's taxonomy places the organism in Eukaryota, Metazoa, Chordata, Mammalia, Primates, Cebidae. Gene Ontology annotation, molecular function: calcium ion binding. Gene Ontology annotation, biological process: regulation of bone mineralization. The record is from RefSeq and is a predicted model, not a curated record. Gene Ontology annotation, cellular component: extracellular region. The coding region runs from base 130 to 441 and encodes 103 amino acids.